AUGGACUUCAGCAGCAUUCCAGCGGGCGUACCACCACCAGGCAUCACACCUAACCUCUCGAACCCUGCGGACCGGCUGAAGACCGUGAUUAUUGCUUCAGCAUUCAUUCAAGUCAUUACUUUUGUCUUUAUCGCUAUACGCGUCUACGUCAAUGUCUGGAUGCGGAAGGUCUGUCUUGAAGACGUCUUCUUGUACAUCGCCUGGUGCGCCUUCGUUGCUCAGACGAGUCUGACAAUACAUGCGGGUACGACGGGUGUCAUGCGGCAUUUGUGGGAUAUGAACUUGGCUGUGUUGCUGGAUGGGAGCUAUCAUUACAACAAUACGGUCAUUUGUUAUACCAUCAGCGGGGGGUUCGCAAAGGCUGCAGUGUUUCUGCAGCUCAAGAAGAUCUUGACUACGCAGCUGCGUGGUGCGGUGUACUGGGUCAUUAUGGUCUCGCUGGUCGCGAACGCAAUCGCAUAUACGGUGCUCCUCUUCCUCUACAUCUUCAACUGCUGGCCGCUUGAGAAGAUGCGCAACCCACUGCUUCCUGGGCACUGCUUGAACUGGCAGCCGUCGGUCAUAGCCAUUGGCGUCGUCAAUCUUGUAUCCGACAUCGAGGCCCUGUGCGUGCCUAUUUGGGCCAUCUGGACACUAAGCCUAGAACUCAAGAGGAAGUUUCAGAUUUUUGCCGUAUUCGCUGUAGCCUUGCUAGCCGUAGCUAUCGCCAGUCUUGGACUUUACUUCAGGGUGCUAACGGCACGUCGCUAUGAUUACACAUGGCAUCUCCCGCAGAGUGCGAUAGUAAAUAUAGCUGAGCUGGGAACCGUCAUCGUUGUGGGCUGUUUUCCAGCACUUGCACGAAUAUUAUCUCAUGCUAAGCGUAAAGCUGCACCGCCUCCUCCUAGGUAUUUCCAUUCUGUGGUGCGGAAUAAAGCAAGGCCAAGGAAGGACACGCUCAAUGAUAGCCACGACAGUGCGGGGCAGGAAUCGAAUUCGAUCGUGAUGCUUGAAACGUAUGGGUAUAACAACAGCAUCGUCGAUCACAGGGGGAGUGAGGUUUCAUUUGGCGGUGAGAACGACGUGCAUGCCAUAUCGAGCCCGAUUGUGUCUACUGCCGACAUGACGGUCUAG
Molecule: messenger RNA, 1113 nt
Organism: Bipolaris zeicola 26-R-13
Lineage: Eukaryota; Fungi; Ascomycota; Dothideomycetes; Pleosporales; Pleosporaceae
Exons: 2
Coding region: 1-1113 (370 amino acids)
Source: RefSeq, a predicted model, not a curated record